AGCAAGCUUAUGCAAAUACGAUCGCACCGAGAUUUUAGAAUAGUAAGUUUAAUUUUAGAUUUUCUCUCGUGAAAGUGCAUCUGGCGCCAUAAGUUGAGUGAACGUUUUGACCAUUAGAUUGUUCUGUAAUUCAAAAUUCAGUCGAGCUAAAUCUUUAAAAAGAACUUGCGAUUUUUGACUCGUUAAUAAUGUCCGUCAUUCCGGAAAAUUUUUCACACGAAAUGAUCAUGGAUUCCAAAUUCGAAACUAUUAAACCGCCAAAUUAUAAAUUUUCAAAUACAUCCACUUGGAGCAGGAGUUCUCUGAGAAGAAACAAGACCCCUAGGAAUUCACUGCGGCGCAGUAUGUCGUCGGAUGAUUGUAUCUGCUUCAUUUGCAAUGAAAUUGAAAUUGCUACUCAACUUGAUCUGAAGAUUGAAUGUGACUUCGUCGGUUUCGGUAUGGUGUUGUCCGAAAGUGACCCACCAGUUGUCAAGUUUGUCUCACCAGAGGGGCCAGCUGUUGCAGCUGGAUUGAAGACUCAAGAUUGUAUUUUGAGCCUGAAUGGAACCAGUACCUCAACAAUGGACUUCGAAGACAUUAAGGCAAUAUUUCUGACCUCACGUCGAGAUUUCCUCACUGGUCGAGACUCCUCCAUACGACUGACGGUCGAGAGACGCCAAAUGCAGCAAGAAUACUGAUUAAUCGCGAGAUUGCUGCAAUAUCAAAAUAGUGCUAAUACUGAUUGAGAAUCGAUGUCAAUUUUCUAUUUGAGUAGAUUUAGUAAUUAAAUUUACAUUUCGCAUUUA
Molecule: messenger RNA, 788 nt
Organism: Symsagittifera roscoffensis
Lineage: Eukaryota; Metazoa; Xenacoelomorpha; Acoela; Convolutidae
Exons: 3
Coding region: 189-680 (163 amino acids)
Molecular function (GO): protein binding
Source: RefSeq, a predicted model, not a curated record